AUGGGCGAGGUGGCUGUAUCGCAGUCCAGAGCUGAUCUACUGCAGAGGCUCAGGGACAGGGUCGAGGCAUUCCCAGAUAUCAUCCUGCUCUUCAUGGCCGAGAUCAAUGAACGCGUCACCUACAGCCAACCCAAGCAUAUGAGCAAUGCGUGGCGAAAGCUACAAAAGGAUGAGAAUGCUCGCUCCCGCACCACCUUCCUUUCCAACCGCACUGGACCAAGAUCACUCGAUGUACCUGCUGAAAUUGAAGUUGAAGGGCACGUCUGGCAUGCAAUGUCAAGCGUGCAUUUCCAGGUCUGGGUGCAAGACGUCAAUGGGCGAAUUGACAUAGACACGCAGAACCAAAAUCUCACAGCAUGUGGCGAAUUAUUUCCGAACAAAUCAAUGGACAAUGUCACACUCAUGAUGGAGAGGGGACUGUCCCGGAUGAGGGAACAGUAUGCACAGCUGUCCCAACAGGUCAGCCCAAAUGUUGACGUUUCGGCCUUGCUGGCCGCGCCUGUCACUCUCCCCUUUGGAUGGGAUGGGAUGCUUUCUAAGCUUGCCCUCGCAAGUCUGACAAUGGCUCAUGAUCGUUAUAAGCAUUGGCAUAGUGUGAUGGCACGCAGUAGGACAGCCAAGCGCACGGCAGAGGAAGCAUUUGAUGCAGGGCCAGCCAACAACACACGUUCACGCACGCGUGCUCGCACUGCUGCACUUGUCCGGGGCCAGAGCUUACCAUAA
This is a messenger RNA of Suillus plorans, 723 nucleotides long. RefSeq lists its product as uncharacterized. NCBI's taxonomy places the organism in Eukaryota, Fungi, Basidiomycota, Agaricomycetes, Boletales, Suillaceae. The transcript has 2 exons. The coding region runs from base 1 to 723 and encodes 240 amino acids. The record is from RefSeq and is a predicted model, not a curated record.